This is a messenger RNA of Macrosiphum euphorbiae (potato aphid), 321 nucleotides long. Lineage: Eukaryota; Metazoa; Arthropoda; Insecta; Hemiptera; Aphididae. The record is from the annotation of a GenBank genome assembly.
AUGAAUAGUUCUGAUGCAAUAAUGGUAGACAAAGGUUUUUUAAUUGAUGACCUGUGUAUGUCAAAAAAUAUACAAAUAAUUCGACCACCAGUCCUAAAAAAUAAAAUUCAAUUUUCUAAAUCUGAAGCAUUACUUAAUAAAGACAUUGCUAGUGCCCGCGUUCAUAUUGAAAGGAUUAACCAAAGACUUAAAGUAUAUAAAAUACUACAAAAUAAAUUUAUUUGGUCACACAAUUACUUAGCUUUUGAUAUUAUUACAAUCAUAAGUGGAAUUUGCAAUCUAAGUACCCCAAUUUUUGCAAAUGAUAAAUUCCCUGUUUGA